AAAAGACGUUGUUGUUUGAACCAUUUCGUUGUGCUUCAUUUCGUAUAAAUUGGAUCACCGGUCCCAAUCACGGUACAGUUCGAUUGAAUCCUUUGUACUGUGAACAACAUCACCUCUCCAACAGUCAACAUGGCCUUCAAGUUCCUGACUUUCGCCGCUCUGGUGGCCGUUGCCCGCGCUGGCCUCAUUGCCUCGCCAGCAGUUUCCUACGCUGCUGCUCCGGCCCUCGUUGCUGCCCCAGUCGCCAAGGUCGCUUAUGCCGCUGCCCCGAUCGCCAAGGUCGCGUACGCCGCCCAGCCAGAGGAGUACGACGCGAACCCGCAGUACUCGUUCUCGUACGGCAUCUCGGACGCCCUGACCGGAGACUCCAAGUCCCAGCAGGAGUCGCGCAGCGGAGAUGUUGUCCAGGGAUCGUACUCCGUCGUUGACCCCGAUGGCACCAAGCGCACCGUCGAGUACACGGCCGACCCGCACAACGGAUUCAACGCUGUCGUCCACCGUGAGCCGCUGGCCGCCAAGACCAUCGUCGCUGCUGCCCCGGUCGCCACCAAGGUCAUUGCUCAGCCUGCCGUCGCUUAUGCCGCCCCGGUAGCCAAGACCAUCUCGUACGCCGCCCCGGUCGCCACCAAGACCUACGUCGCGCAGCCAGCUCUGUCCUAUGCCGCCCCUCUGACCAAGACCUACGUGUCGCAGCCAGCUCUGUCCUAUGCCGCACCAGUGGCCAAGACCAUCUCUUACUCCGCUCCUCUGGCCACGAAGACCUACGUGUCGCAGCCGGCUAUCUCUUACGCCGCUCCUCUGGCCACGAAGACCUACGUGUCGCAGCCGGCUCUGUCGUACGCCGCCCCGGCCUACGCUUACCACCACUCACAGUUCAAUCUGCAGCAUUCAACAGUGAACAAGUCACCAAAACAUCUCAACAUGGCAUUCAAGUUUGUGAUCUUCGCCGCUGUGGUGGCCGUUGCCCGCGCUGGCCUCAUUGCCUCGCCAGCAGUUUCCUACGCUGCUGCUCCGGCCCUCGUUGCUGCUCCAGUCGCCAAGGUCGCUUAUGCCGCUGCCCCGAUCGCCAAGGUCGCGUACGCCGCCCAGCCAGAGGAGUACGACGCGAACCCCCAGUACUCGUUCUCGUACGGCAUCUCGGACGCCCUGACCGGAGACUCCAAGUCCCAGCAGGAGUCGCGCAGCGGAGAUGUUGUCCAGGGAUCGUACUCCGUCGUUGACCCCGAUGGCACCAAGCGUACCGUUGACUACACUGCUGACCCGCACAACGGAUUCAACGCUGUCGUCCGCCGUGAGCCUCUGGCCGCCAAGACCAUCGUCGCUGCUGCCCCGGUCGCCACCAAGGUCAUUGCUCAGCCCGCCGUCGCUUAUGCCGCCCCGGUAGCCAAGACGAUCUCGUACGCCGCUCCGGUCGCCACCAAGACCUACGUCGCGCAGCCAGCUCUGUCCUAUGCCGCCCCUCUGACCAAGACCUACGUGUCGCAGCCAGCUCUGUCCUAUGCCGCACCAGUGGCCAAGACCAUCUCUUACUCCGCUCCUCUGGCCACGAAGACCUACGUGUCGCAGCCGGCUAUCUCUUACGCCGCUCCUCUGGCCACGAAGACCUACGUGUCGCAGCCGGCUCUGUCGUACGCCGCCCCGGCAUACGCUUACCACCACUAAAUCUUGAAAAGACUUGAUCAGACUGUUACAAAAUGAAAGUUAUUUAUUCUAAGAAGAUAAAAGCAAAUACAAAUCUGUGAACUGAAAA
Anopheles gambiae (African malaria mosquito) is the source of this 1750-nucleotide messenger RNA. RefSeq names its product paternally-expressed gene 3 protein. Gene Ontology annotation, cellular component: extracellular matrix. The transcript is spliced from 4 exons. The coding region runs from base 130 to 1662 and encodes 510 amino acids. The record is from RefSeq and is a predicted model, not a curated record. NCBI's taxonomy places the organism in Eukaryota, Metazoa, Arthropoda, Insecta, Diptera, Culicidae.